This is a messenger RNA of Procambarus clarkii (red swamp crayfish), 1029 nucleotides long. Its product is annotated as cuticle protein AM1199-like. NCBI's taxonomy places the organism in Eukaryota, Metazoa, Arthropoda, Malacostraca, Decapoda, Cambaridae. Gene Ontology annotation, cellular component: chitin-based extracellular matrix. Gene Ontology annotation, molecular function: structural constituent of chitin-based larval cuticle. The record is from RefSeq and is a predicted model, not a curated record.
GGGGCGGGGAGGAUCAAGAAGUAUAUAAAGGCUGAAGCUCGGCCCAUCACCACAGUCCAGCCAAGACAUCAGAAGCAACAUGUUCUCGAAGUUGGUGUUGUGUGUCGUAGUGGCGGUGGCGGCCGCGGCGCCCCAGGGGUACGGGCCACCUCCACCAUCCUACGGCGCCCCCUCAGGUCCUGUUGUGCCCAUCCUGAAGGACGAUCGUCAGGGACCUGACCAGGCCGGCAACUACAACUUCAACUUCGAGACUGGUGACGGCAUCAAUCGUCAGGAGCAGGGCGCCCCUCAGGGCCCAGCUGGGGCCGUGGCAGCUCAGGGAGGAUGGUCGUUCACCUUCCCUGACGGCACCCCCGCAAACUUCAAGUUCGUAGCUGACGGUGCUGGCUACCGCGCGGAGUCUCCCCUGAUUCACCCUCUCCCCCCACACGCCAUCGCCCAGAUCGAGAAGGCUCGCCUGGAAGACGCUGCCGGCGGUCCCCGACCCCAGUACGGCGCUCCUCCUCCCAGACCAGGAUACAACUAAACCAUCGCCAACUUCACCCACUCGUCUUCCUCAACACUGACUAGUCCUCUCCCACAGUCACACAACACAAGCUGUUGCCCUCCAUGUUUUUACUACCGGUUGGCGAUGGCUUCAGUCACAUGUUGGAUGUGACUCACAUCGAAGUUGCUACUUUGGAUCUUCGAGUGUGGUCCAACGCUUACAAAGCCGUCUGCGAUACUUUUGACAUAAAAAUGGUCUUAUAUAUUCCUUUGGUUCAUCAUUCUUUGUUAUGGAUACAAAGGUUCAAUCAUGGUCAUCUUUGUCCUUUUUUGCCUUCUAUGGAUAAUACUGAGGAUCCCGAAGGACUUCUUCCUUAAUAUACCAUUGUGGUCCUUCCACAAAGGACUUCUUUAGACAUCUGUGGCGCAGUGCGGCUUUACUCUUCAUCUUCCUCUCAUCUUCAUAUCUUGGGUAAAGUUCAUAUGCUUAUUUAUUUUCAAUUGAAAAUUCUGUGUAAUUUUCCCAAUAAAAGUCAAACAAAU